GGAGGGGGGGGUGAAGAGCCCCGGCUCAGCACCUCGGAGAGCUCCCUCCCCGGCCUUGUUUUGCUCCGGAAUCGCUGCCGGGGGAGGGAGCGAAGGGGCCUGGCACCAGGCAUCGAGGCCGAGAGAUGGCAGUGAAGAGGACGAAGGGCCCCUGGGGGCAGAAGGCACAGCCGUGAUCCUGCGAGGGGAACCGGGGGACCGGGUGGGGUGGGGGGCAGCGGGUGGCGGCAGCAGUGGCCGCACAUCUGGAUGGAAACGAGCUUUGUCCAGACCACCAUGGCUCUGGGGCUGCCCUCCAAGAAAGCAUCUUCCCGCAAUGUGAUCGUGGAACGCAGGAACCUGAUCACUGUGUGCAGGUUCUCUGUGAAAACUUUGCUGGAGAAGUACACAGCAGAGCCCAUUGAUGACUCAUCAGAGGAGUUUGUUAACUUCGCAGCCAUUUUGGAGCAGAUCCUCAGCCACCGAUUUAAAGCUUGUGCCCCAGCAGGUCCAGUGAGCUGGUUCAGCUCGGAUGGGCAACGAGGCUUCUGGGAUUAUAUCCGGCUGGCGUGCAGCAAAGUGCCCAACAACUGUGUGAGCAGCAUUGAGAACAUGGAGAACAUCAGCACAGCUCGAGCCAAGGGCAGGGCAUGGAUCCGGGUGGCUCUGAUGGAAAAGCGUAUGUCAGAAUACAUCACCACAGCUCUUCGGGACAACCGAACUACCAGACGGUUCUAUGAUUCCGGAGCCAUCAUGCUGAGGGAGGAAGCCACUGUCCUCACGGGGAUGCUUAUCGGGCUCAGCGCCAUCGACUUCAGCUUCUGUUUAAAGGGCGAAGUUCUGGACGGGAAGACUCCAGUGGUCAUCGAUUACACACCCUACUUAAAAUUCACCCAGAGCUACGACUACCUGACGGAUGAGGAGGAGAGGCACAGUGCAGAAAGCAGCACCAGCGAGGACAACUCCCCUGAGCACCCCUAUCUGCCUCUGGUCACCGACGAGGACAGUUGGUACAACAAGUGGCACAAGAUGGAACAAAAGUUUCGCAUCGUCUACGCGCAGAAGGGAUACCUGGAGGAGCUGGUGCGCCUGCGCGAGUCGCAGCUGAAGGACCUGGAGGCAGAGAACCGGCGGCUGCAGCUGCAGCUGGAGGAGGCUGCGGCACAGAAUCAGCGUGAGAAACGGGAGCUGGAAGGCGUAAUCCUGGAGUUGCAGGAGCAGCUGACAGGUCUGAUCCCGGGUGACCAUGCCCCCCUGGCCCAGGGUUCCAAGGAGCUCACUACACCCCUGGUCAACCAGUGGCCCUCCCUGAGUACACUCAAUAGGGCUGAGGGUGCCAGCAACUCCAAGCUAUAUCGGAGACACAGCUUCAUGGGCACCGAGCCGCUGUCCGCUGAGGCCAGCCUGAGCUCAGACUCCCAGCGCCUGGGAGAGGGCAAACGGGACGAGGAACCCUGGGGCCCUAUCGGGAAGGACCCCACGCCUUCCAUGCUGGGCCUCUGCGGCUCCCUGGCCUCCAUUCCCAGCUGCAAGUCCCUGGCGAGCUUCAAAUCCAACGAAUGCCUGGUGAGCGACAGCCCUGAGGGCAGCCCAGCGCUUAGUCCCAGCUGAGGAGCAGCAUAGGCAAUGCCAGCCCCACCUGCCAGGGGCCGUGGACUACUGCCACCCUUGAGUCCCCCAACCCAGGCAACCCUUCAAGAAUGCCAUCCACUUUGCCUCGGGUCUCUAGGGAAAGACAACCCAAGCCUCUUUCCUGCUCCAGCUUUCUGCCAAGUAGGCAGGAGCUGCAAGGGGAGGAGGUGGGGCUAGGAGGAAGGGACACCCAGGCCACAGGUCAUCAGUCCCCUGGGGGAAGCCUCUCCACUCCGUUGGUUCUGAAACCUGCCUGGCUCCCUUUGCUCAUCUUCCACACCUGCCUCAGGAGCAGGUGGUUCAGCCCUGGCAUUCCUGCUGCCCUGCCUCUGGUCUAACUUGUGUACCCUCUGAAGUCACCCAUCCUUGGUACCUAUGUGGGGAAGAGAUUAGGCAAAUAAAAGCCAGAGGACU
Molecule: messenger RNA, 2025 nt
Organism: Acomys russatus (golden spiny mouse)
Lineage: Eukaryota; Metazoa; Chordata; Mammalia; Rodentia; Muridae
Gene: Rundc3a
Product: RUN domain containing 3A
Exons: 11
Coding region: 250-1590 (446 amino acids)
Cellular component (GO): cytosol
Source: RefSeq, a predicted model, not a curated record